Dryobates pubescens (Downy woodpecker) is the source of this 2273-nucleotide messenger RNA. It is a transcript of the gene EYA2, whose product is annotated as EYA transcriptional coactivator and phosphatase 2. The coding region runs from base 135 to 1859 and encodes 574 amino acids. The record is from RefSeq and is a predicted model, not a curated record. Gene Ontology annotation, molecular function: protein tyrosine phosphatase activity. NCBI's taxonomy places the organism in Eukaryota, Metazoa, Chordata, Aves, Piciformes, Picidae. The transcript has 17 exons. Gene Ontology annotation, biological process: positive regulation of DNA repair; negative regulation of extrinsic apoptotic signaling pathway in absence of ligand; cell differentiation. Gene Ontology annotation, cellular component: nucleus.
AACCCACCGCGCUGUUCCGCACCCCCGCGGGAGGCGCGGCGGGGAGGGGGUGGGUGCGCUUGGGGCGCAGCGCGGGGUGCGGAGCCGCCGCCCCGCUCCGCUCCGUUCCGCGGGCAUGCGCGCCUGCCUCGCACAUGCUCACUGCGCCCGCAGCGGGCGCGCACACUCCGCAGCGCUGCGACUCCGCGCUGCGCCUUCGGUAUAAGGAAAUGCUAGAUCUAGUGAUAUCACCCAGCCUGACUGUAAAUAGAGAGUGCCCUGACAGACUGAAGCUUAACCUUUCUAACGUUUAUGCCACAGCUCCAGAUGACAUAGAAGGUAGGUCAAAGCAAGGUUUUCCUAGGAGGUUUGAAGGUGAGCCAGGCAGCAGCAAAGCAGCACCACAGUGUCCUCUCCAUCUGUACUCCACCAAACAUUAUCCCCACAUAGUGGCAGUCCCAUCCUUCUCAACAAUGGCAACGUAUGGACAGACUCAGUACAGCACAGGGAUCCAGCAAGCUGCUGCGUACACUGCCUACCCUCCUCCAGGGCAGCCCUAUGGCAUCCCCUCCUACAGCAUCAAAACAGAGGACAGCCUGAGCCACUCCCCAGGGCAGAGUGGGUUUCUGAGCUAUGGAUCCAGCUUCAGUGCCCCAGCGGCUGGGCAAGCACCCUACACCUACCAGAUGCACGGCACGACAGGGAUUUACCAGGGAGCCAACGGCCUGACAAAUUCUGCAGGAUUUAGUGCUGUGCAUCAGGACUAUUCCUCGUAUCCAAGCUUUCCUCAAAGCCAGUACUCACAGUAUUACAGCUCCUCCUACAACUCUCCAUAUGUGUCUGCAAACAGCAUCAGCCCCUCAGCCAUCCCAACCUCCACUUACUCUCUGCAGGAGCCUUCUCACAAUAUCAGCAGUCAGAGCACAGAAUCACUCUCUGGGGAAUAUUCAACAACACCAGCAAAAGACACAGAGACAGACAGACACCACCGAGGGACAGAUGGCAAGGUCCGAGCCCGCUCAAAGAGAAGCAACGAUCCUUCCCCUGCUGCUGACAGUGAGAUUGAGCGUGUGUUCGUGUGGGAUCUGGACGAGACGAUCAUUAUCUUCCACUCCUUGCUCACGGGAACCUUUGCAUCCAGAUAUGGGAAGGACACCACGACGUCGGUGCGGAUAGGGCUUAUGAUGGAGGAGAUGAUCUUCAACCUUGCAGACACACAUCUGUUCUUUAAUGACCUGGAGGACUGUGACCAGAUCCACAUAGAUGAUGUAUCCUCAGAUGAUAAUGGCCAAGAUCUAAGCACCUACAACUUCUCUGCGGAUGGCUUCCACAGCUCCAGCGCCAGCGCCAGCCUGUGCCUGGGCUCGGGCGUGCACGGCGGCGUGGACUGGAUGCGGAAGCUGGCGUUCCGCUACCGGCGCGUCAAGGAGCUCUACAACACCUACAGGAACAACGUGGGGGGUUUAAUAGGAGCUCCUAAGAGGGAAACCUGGCUGCAGCUGAGAGCAGAACUUGAAGCACUGACUGAUCUCUGGCUCACACACGCUCUGAAGGCGCUGAAUUUGAUACACUCCCGGCCUAACUGUGUGAAUGUGUUGGUCACAACAACUCAGCUCAUCCCAGCUCUGGCCAAAGUGCUUCUCUAUGGACUGGGCACUGUCUUCCCCAUUGAGAACAUUUACAGUGCAACAAAAACAGGGAAGGAGAGCUGCUUUGAAAGGAUAAUGCAGAGGUUUGGGAGGAAAGCCGUGUACAUUGUAAUAGGAGAUGGUGUUGAAGAGGAACAGGGAGCAAAAAAGCACAACAUGCCCUUCUGGAGAAUCUCCUGUCAUGCUGACCUGGAAGCUCUUCGGCACGCCUUGGAACUUGAAUACUUGUAGCAGAGCCCAAGGCCUGAGCACUGUGAGGGCUUCACUCAAACUGUUCCCUGGGGUCCACCAAGUCCUCAACAUUUUCUUAGUAAAAACCACCCCCCAGCAACUGCAGUUUUUCCUUUUUUUGAAGGAGAACCCUUUCAGUGGAAUCCUUUCAGAACCUGCAGCCAAAGAACAUUGUCCCAAGUGGUCCUUCCUUUGGACAGAGGAGAAGCCUUCAGCUAACUCGCUGGCUACAGCUGGAGGCAUGGAGCUGUAGCUGCCUUAUGCCACCAAGAGCAGACUUACUGAAGCCUUGGGUCUGCUUGGCAGUUUCCUUGCUUUUGAAAGGGGAAGAGGACACAGGAAGGAGUCUCUGCACAUCCCAUGGGACCUUCUGGAAAUGAGAGUGAAACUGUUGAUUUGUUUUGGUUUGGUUUU